AUGGUUCGGAGUGCGCUAAUUGCGGCAUCACUGGUUGGCACAGGCUUUGCCGCUGUCUGCCUAGUUCCCGGUGGAACUAGUGAUGACUCUGCAGCCAUCAAAGCUGCCUUGACAUCAUGCAAUAACGGCGGGACAGUGGUGCUCGACAAGACUUACACCAUUGGCUCUCUUUUGCAGACUACAAAUCUCCGCGACGUUGCGAUCGAAUUGACUGGCACUAUCAACCUGUCAGCGGAUAUCAGCUACUGGGCCUCGAAUGGCUUCCAGUUGAACUAUCAAGAAGCGUAUACCGCAUGGACCAUUGGUGGAAGCAACAUCCAUAUCUAUGGCGGAGGAACGUACUCUGGCAACAGUGAUACCUGGUACAACGCUGGAAAGACGGGUCCAAUUCCGUGGGUAAUCUACAACGCCCAGAACGUCCUUGUUGAGAAUAUUAAACAAGUUCAAAGUCCAUUCUGGCACAACUUGGUGUACGGGUCCCGCAAUGUUACCUUCAACAAUAUCAACCUUCAUUCUAUCCAAUCGAAUGGCAAGCAAGCACAAAACACAGAUGGUUGGGACAUCUACCGGAGCGAUAACGUCAACAUUCUGAACAGCAACAUCAUCAACGGAGAUGACUGCGUCAGCUUUAAGCCCAACACCACCAAUGCGCUUGUCGAGAACCUCUACUGCCAAGGUUCCCAUGGUAUCUCCGUUGGCUCUCUCGGCCAAUACGCUGGCGUGCAAGACAUUGUCGCCAAUGUCCUCGUCAAAAACGUAACCAUGGUGAAUGCCGAGAACGGUGCCCGUAUCAAAGCCUUUGGCGGCAGCGCCAGUGCCACGUCAACAAAAGGCGGAGGAAAUGGCUAUGUCAAAAACAUCACCUUUCAAGACUUCACCGUGUCGAACGUCGAUCUGCCCAUUGUGAUCGACCAAUGCUACUAA
This is a messenger RNA of Alternaria atra, 924 nucleotides long. RefSeq lists its product as uncharacterized. Lineage: Eukaryota; Fungi; Ascomycota; Dothideomycetes; Pleosporales; Pleosporaceae. Gene Ontology annotation, biological process: carbohydrate metabolic process. Bases 1 to 924 code for a protein of 307 amino acids. The record is from RefSeq and is a predicted model, not a curated record. Gene Ontology annotation, molecular function: polygalacturonase activity. The transcript is spliced from 2 exons.